AUGAACAACACCAUUCAAAACUCUACUAUUACUGAUGAUUUGAAAUAUGUGAUGACUUUGGAUAAGUUGACAGAGUAUUUAUCGUGUCUGAUUUGCUUACCAGGAGCCCUGUGCAACGCCAUUCUGAUCUACCUAAUAUGGAAAAGGACUCCAAUACAAAUGAGGUCAUAUGCCAUCUAUAUUUUGAAUUUUGCACUUUUUGAUUUUGCCACUUGCAUCAUUUCGUUUUUCUCAUGUCAACAAGUAAUCUUCUCGGAUUUCUCCCUCGUCUACAUCUUCCACGGUCCGUGUAAAUAUGUUUCACCCUGGUUCUGCUACUUUUGUCAUUGCUUCAUGUGUCAUGCGCUUGCCCAUUCUCAAUGGAUUCUUCUCGGUUCAUUCAUUUAUCGAUAUCGUGUUCUAACUGGUGAAACACCAACGGCAAAGGAUUUAAUAAGAAAUUCAGUGGCAUUGUACUCUAUGUCACUUUGCUUUUUGUUGGUCUACGUUUUUGAUAACAGUGAUUCCGACCUAUUGUUUCAAAUUCUCACCCGUGUUCAUCCAGAAUAUCAUUAUGAUGAUGAGAGUAUUUGGAAGAAAAGCAUUGUGGUCAGUGGAAAUAUCUCAGCAUUUGCUCCAAUAACUCUUAUCUCAAUACUUUAUAUGACAAUCCCAUGUGUACCAAUUUACUGUGCAAUUCUAUAUUUCCGACAUAAUACUCGCGUUAUCCUGAACAAUCCUCACAUCAAUUUGUCGCCCACUGCAAAAUCUAACCAUGUGAAGCUUAUCAGGGCUCUCACAGUUCAAGCUGGUAUUCCGAUAUUUUGGCUUGUUGCGUCUGGAAUCUUCACAAUGUCACAGUUUGGAAUAAUUGGAGGACCUAUUCCGGAAAAUAUUACAUUUCGACUAAUGGAUUGUAUUCCAUUGAUUAGUCCAAUUGUCACAAUUAUUUUUGUUCAGCCAUAUAGAGAAGGUCUCCUCAAGGUUUUGCUGAAAAAUUCUGGUCUCUUCGUUCCAAAUAUCAUUGGUAGCAGCAUUGUCGAUCAAACAGUGGCAGUGACUUCUGUCUUUGGACCCAAAGUAACGGCGUUCGUUCAAACUCAACUUUAA
Molecule: messenger RNA, 1089 nt
Organism: Caenorhabditis elegans
Lineage: Eukaryota; Metazoa; Nematoda; Chromadorea; Rhabditida; Rhabditidae
Gene: srd-2
Product: Serpentine receptor class delta-2
Exons: 8
Coding region: 1-1089 (362 amino acids)
Cellular component (GO): membrane
Source: RefSeq, marked reviewed